Molecule: messenger RNA, 543 nt
Organism: Chanos chanos (milkfish)
Lineage: Eukaryota; Metazoa; Chordata; Actinopteri; Gonorynchiformes; Chanidae
Product: ribonuclease, liver-like
Exons: 2
Coding region: 1-543 (180 amino acids)
Biological process (GO): defense response to Gram-positive bacterium; angiogenesis; defense response to Gram-negative bacterium
Molecular function (GO): RNA nuclease activity; nucleic acid binding
Source: RefSeq, a predicted model, not a curated record
AUGGCGCGCCCGAAGCUGCAGGAGCAGCGGCUGCCCACCCACCUGUACGGGAAUAACAACCUGCUCUCCCCAGCAGUUAAUUACCCGCCGUGGGAAGCAGGCGAAGACGCCAUGGUAGCAUCUCGCCAUUCCCUUCUCUUUGUACUGCUCCUGUGCAGCUGUUUCACUGAUCCGACAAGCGGCGAGGGCACUCCUGAAAUGUUUAAAGAUCAACACGUUGGCCCAGGCAUGAAAGACUGCAGCAAGAUGCAGUUUAUUAACCAGAAGUACAAUCAUGACUGCAAAAAAAAGAAUACGUUUAUAGGUGCUGAAUAUGAUGACAUCAAGAAGGUCUGCGACACCAAGACCGGAAUGGGCGAAAAAGAUGCUUCAGGGGGCUUUAUUAGCACACAGAACUUCAACGUCUUAGACUGCGAGGGGAAAAUAAAAGACAAGAAGUGUGUAUACACUGAAGCGAAAGACAAUAGAAAAAUUCUCAUUAAGUGUGAGGGGGGAGAACCGGUGCACUACGGAGCUCCUAAGAAUGCUGGGAAAAAGAAGUGA